UCCCCCGACAAUUGAUCAAUUCAUUUCUCUAAUUUCUUUUUCUUUCCAAAAGAGCCAAAAAUCAUGAUAUAAAUUAUAACACUCCCACUAUAAGAUCUCCAUAUAUAUAUAUGGAUAUACACAAGCCCUAAUACGUAAACACUUAAUUGAGGAAUAUAUCUGAAAUGCCUUUUUCCGUGGAAUGUCAUAGCUUACGUGGCAACAGUCACGGAGGAGGAGGAGGAGGAGGAGGGACGGGGACAAAGUGUGGGAGGUGGAAUCCGACGGUGGAGCAGUUGAAGGUACUGACGGAUCUGUUUCGAGCCGGUCUUAGAACUCCGACCACUGAUCAGAUUCAAAAGAUCUCGACGGAGCUCAGUUUCUACGGCAAGAUCGAGAGCAAGAACGUUUUCUAUUGGUUCCAAAAUCAUAAGGCUAGAGAGAGGCAGAAACGCCGUAAAAUCUCCACUGGUUUUGAUCAUCGACAUCAAGAAAAUGACCAUAUCUCUCAUCAUCAUCAUCAUCAUCAUCGUCAAUCCUCAACUAGAGAUGUUUUUGAAAUAAACGAAGAAGAGGAAGAUAAUGUAGUAGAGACAUUACAACUCUUUCCGGUGAAUUCGUUCGAAGACUCCAAGGUGGAGAAAAUGAGAAGCAGAGGCAAUAACCAUCAGUACCGUGACUACAUUCGAGAGACCAACACGACGACGUUUUCUUUGUAUUCAUCAUGUGGAGCUGAGAUGGAACAUCCAUCGCCGUUGGAUCUUCGAUUAAGCUUUCUUUAAAUUAGUGACAACCUUAAAUAUUUGUCUUAAUGUAUUUUGAGUUAUGACUCAAAGUAUCCAACGCAUGAAUUAUGACAUAGAGACUGAUACAAGUCCAAGCUGGUUCAGUUAAUUACUUUUUUAAUAGUUUAAAACAAUUUAAUAAUUUAUAUUAUAUAAGUUUUUACAUAA
This is a messenger RNA of Thlaspi arvense, 932 nucleotides long. Lineage: Eukaryota; Viridiplantae; Streptophyta; Magnoliopsida; Brassicales; Brassicaceae. The record is from the annotation of a GenBank genome assembly.